CAUGUAACCGGAACCUUUAGAUCGGAAUAAUGUAAUAAGGUGCGAUUCGGUUUUCAAUCUGUCAUUCUGUCAAAUAUUGCAAACGAACAAAAUUAUAUUCUAAAGUGACAUUUGAAUUUGUCACGAAAAUUUUACCAAAAAGACUAAAUUCUAUUGAAAAUUACUGAAAAACAAAAUUUGUUUUAUUGGAUAUAUGGUGUAAUAUGUUGGUUUUUGAUAUUAAAUAAUAUAUAUUAAGAAGUCUAAAGUAUAUAAUUAUAAAAAUGAGCCGCCACGAAGGUGUUAGUUGCGAUUCUUGUCUAAAAGGAAAUUUUAGAGGUCGUAGAUAUAAAUGUCUGAUUUGUUAUGAUUAUGAUCUUUGUGCAACAUGCUAUGAAGCAGGAGCUACCAAUACCAGACAUACUACUGAUCACCCCAUGCAGUGUAUUCUUACCAGAUCUGAUUUUGAACUGUAUUAUGGAGGUGAAGCACUUACUAGUCUGGAAUUACCCCAAUCAUACACUUGUCCAUAUUGCUCCCGUAUGGGGUUUACUGAUGUUACAUUACAAGAGCAUGUAACUUCAGAUCAUCAAGACACCAAUUUUGAAGUGGUUUGUCCUCUUUGUGCUGCAAUGCCAGGUGGAGAUCCAAAUUUCAUGACUGAUGAUUUUGCGGGCCACUUAACUUUGGAGCAUCGCACAGGUCCAAGAGAUUUAAUCUCAUUUUUGGAUGAACCAGUAGGAACAAGGCACAAUGUUAGACGUAUUCCACACAAUACGUCUCACAGUGCUACCCAUAUUGGAAGAGGUUCAGCUACUGCUUUAAGACCAAGAAGAAGUAAUAUGCAUUUCAGUGUUUUCAGUUCUGGGGGAUUUUCCUCUCUUUCUCCUUCUUCAAGAGACUCUGUGGACCCUAUAGCAGAACUUCUGUCUCAGUUAUCAGGAGUCAGGCGAUCCGCUAGUAACACCAAUAGCAGUACUCCAACUCAAUUACAGCAAUUGCAAAUGCAACUUCAGCUAGAAAGACAACAAGUGAAUGCUGCCAGACAACAAUUGGAGCGUUACCCAAGGAGACAGACUCAUAACCAAAGCUUAAGAGAACCAAAUACUUCAAAUUGUGGAACAUCUACUAUGUUGCUUAAUGCUUCUCCAGUUCUUGUGCAACCUGCUUCUAGUACACCAACCCCACCAUCACAACAAUCGCAGUUUCUACUGACAGGUUUAUUGGAAGAACUCUCACACCAAUCUACAAGUGAUCAAUUAAGACUGGAGCGUAGCAGAUUUGUCCAGGAGUUAGUAAUUGCGUCUGCUGCCCUCGCUUAUAGAUAUGAUAAUAGUAGCGUGCCACAUAUAAAAUCGUUAUUAAAAUUGAUAGAAUCUAGUCCACAAGAUUUGCUGACUGACCUAGAGGCAUAUAGUAGACCUACACCUCGUCAAACCAGUACUGUACUUCGUGGUCGAGCGAGAAGUGAUGCACAGAAUGCAAAGAGAAGAGCAGAAGCUAACAGGGCUGUUCAAGAUUAUAAUACUAGGUCGAAUGGUGAUACAAACAAUUCAACUAAAUAGUUUGGUUUUGAAGUUUUGUUCACUUAUUUUUAAAAUCUUACGUAUAUUAGUCCUUUUGGUUUCAUUCUAAGAAAAUUGAAAAUAGUUGAAUUUUGUUAACAUUGCUGAUAGAAAAUACACACUAAAUAUGAUAAAACGAGUUCUUCAUGCAGAUGUGAAAAAUAUUUUGAAAAUGAAUAAAAGCGUUUAAUGGCAUUUUUGAAACUGAAUGUCAUCAGUUAUGAGAUUUUUUUAUAUGUUUGAUAAUUAUGAAUAUUCAUAUUGCGAGAGAAUAAAAUCAAGACACGUCAAUUAUAAUUGAUCAAUCACUUAACUUAGUGGUUUCCUUAAGCGUCCAAUGACAUGAGUUGUUAAGAGAUGUUAAUAUUGUUCUAAACAAUUAGUAUGUUCUCUUCAAUUCCUUUAAACAACUCUAUAUACCUCUAAAGAAAAAGUGUGUUAAUAAUUCUAUUUGCUUAAAACAGUGACUUUGUGAAAAUUCAUUUAAAAAGAGCAAUUUUCAACUACUUUCAUAUUCCAUAUUUUUUUUUGGAAUAAUCAACUAUUUUUAAUUUUCUUGUAAAGUUUUAAUAUAAUUUAAAUUAUUUUCUUCUCAACUUUCAUUAUUCAAAAUAUGUAACGCCACCGUCAGCAAAUGUUUGAUACACAUAAUACACCUUUCUAAAUUCAUUGUGAGUUUUUUUAAGUAGUGGCUAUCUGAAGUCACACCUAAAUACAAUACUAUAAAAGGCUCCACACUUUUCUAUUCAGUAUGAAUUAGACAUAGGAGCAGCUAAACUAUCCUUUCAAACAUAGUAUCAUCACUUGAUAAAUACUUUGUUUUAGAUAUUUUUUCUGUAAAAUACUUAUUGGCCUUGAAAGGAAAACUGGAUAAUUGAAAAUGUGUAAGAAUCUAGUCUCCAACUUGUAUUUAAUGCUACCUGAAUAAUUCCAUACAACUUGUGAUUAUUUCUUACUAGUGAUGUAAAACAUGUUUCUUGAAUGUCCUCAUUAUUAUCUGAAUGAGUUAUGCACUUUAUUUUCUUUCAUAUGGUUACACAAAUUUCAAGUUGUGCAGAGUCCAGCAGCAAUAUUUGCUUUUUUGUCUAUUCAUAAAAUCCAUUAUAGGAAUCAGAUUUUAUUUAUUCUAUAUAAUGUAUGCACAUGCCUACAAUUUUGUUGUAAUAAAUUUUUGAAGUUGAAAUCAGAUAUGUGCAUUCCCCAUUCUUCAUAUACCAAAUUAAGUAUGUUCUGGAAUUUGUCAUGAUUCUUGUCAACAUAUCAGGCAUUAUUUUGGAUAUUUCUUCCUAAAUCCUGAUCUUCAAAUUUAGUAAGGACCUUGAUAAUAGGCUCAUAAUAUGCCCUUGCAGUGUGUGCCGUUGCCCAUCUUCAUUAGAACUAAAUAUCAUUCAAGUCCAAUUCCCAUAAAAAAUUUGCAUAUUUACAUACCAAUUCAAAUUCUCUGAUAUUGUGACUUAAUUUUCCUCAAAGAAUCAAGGUGCAAUAAUUCUACAUGAGGAAGUUGUACACCACUGGGAGAACGCAAAGACUUGGAUGUAAUUCUUGAAGGUUGGUGUCAGCUCUUGUAACGUAUUUUUUAGAUAUAAAUAAUAAAUAAAAAUGGCUUCUUCACUACAUCGAAAAAUAUGCUUCAAAUUAUGGCGGCUGAACUGUAUCGGGUUAAAUUUUAGUCUAGCCUCUAAAACGAGAAUUUUAAAAAGAGGAGUUAUGUUAUUGAACCUUGUAUAUAUCAGGAAACAUGAAAUAAACGUUGUAAAAGGACUAUUCUAAAUUUCAGCAAUAUUUUGUUACUAAAAUACGUUUAUUACUAGUGUUUCUGAAAUCAGUUGAAAUAUUUUUCACAUUUGUCUGUUCAUAGGUGUUUCUUUAAUCUCAUUAAUAACAGUAUAUUGUGAUCUUAAAUAAACAAAAAGCUUUAACAUUUCUUGCCCACCUGCAUUUCAUUGAAGUUAUGUAGUACAACUACUGUAGUAUCCAUUAUUUUUGGAUACGUUUUAUUUGGAAUCAUUAUAUCUGCUAUUGCUUACAUUGCUUUAAGCUCUAAAUGGAUUUACAUGGGAAAUUUUUCAUCUAUAUUGCGGUUAUAGAAUAAUGGCUUGAUUUGAAAAAUCCAAAACCACUAUGACACUAGAUUCUGUAUCCCUUUGGUAAAUAGUGCUGUUACAUAAAUGUUCGGAAAUGAGCAUAACAUAUUAAUAUUUGGGAAAUUAGUAAAAUCAAUAAAAGCGAAGAGUGUAUGGAAGUAGCCAUAGUUUUUUAGUUCAAACUUUGAAGGAUAAAAAGUGUAAACAGGAAUAAGUUUUGUUGUCUAAAAAUAUACGUAUAUGCUACUUCCACGAUUAAUUGACAUUAAUCUAUAAAGAAAAUCAGCAAUGCUAAAAUACAGGAUUUGUUUUAAUAUGAGUCAAGAGACCAUUCGUGUGAAUUAGUACAACCAACCUGGUUCAUUACCAUUAAAACUAUUCACUAGGGUAAAAUAAAAUAUCUAUUGCAUUGCAUUGCAGAUACACUGUAUAUAUAAAGAGAUUUACAAAGGUUUACUAAAUUGCAUUAGAAUUUGUAAAAAUAUAUGAACAUAAAAUCUUUAUAACAAGUGAACUCUGAAAGUUUUUUUUCUUAUUUUUGAAUUUUCUAACAAGUAUUUCAUUUUUUAAUGCAUUCAGUUUUUUUGGGAUUGUCAGUUUUUAAUGUAAUUCAUAUUUUUGCUUUAAUUUAGGGUUAUUUAUUGGAAUGUAUUGAUUUCAUUUUUCAUUCUGUACUAGUUUUUUCUCCUACCCUUAGUUUUGGGUUAUUUAUUAAUUUGUUUUUGUUAAUAUCACUCUCAUAAUGUACAGAACAUAAAAUUUUGUCAAAUGUUUAAUAUCAAUAAAGUUAUUAAACUCUUAUGUUACGAAUGGUUAUUUUCACAAUAGGGUAUUUGCAUUUUUUAAAAAGUAUCUAUUCCAUCGUUUACUUUAUGAGUUCUUGAUAUGAAAUAAUGUCAGUAAGUACAGUAUUUAAUUAAAAGUGAAAAAAUUAUAUAUAAAUAUUUAAUUGGAAAAUCGAAAAAAUUUCAAAUUUUUAACUACAUAUAAAAACGAUUCUCAUUGUUUUUCAGUCAUAGGUUUAAUAAAAACAGUUGUCUGCUUGAUGCUCACAAGGUUAUCGUUGCCGGCAACGUAGCUUGUGUUGUUAUAAUGCAGUUUUCAUUUAUUAGUUUAUUAUUUUAUUUUUCUAUAUAUAAGAAUAAAGUGAAUAAACCUUUUACAGAUUAAGUUCUUACAUUAUUACAUAAUCACGUUAAAAAUGAAAAGCAUAAUAAACUUAAUUACCAUAAAAUAUUGAAGUAAGUUAAAUUUGAAUCUUACAUUAAAAUGAUCCUGGCAACAUAAAUAUAUACAUCUCGCAGGACCGUCAAAACGACCAAGAAUUUGAAACAAUUUUUGUUGUAUAUUCGAAUUUCUUGGCAUCAGAAAAAAAAAUUAUUAGGUGUUUUAGUUGUGCUGUUUUACAUCUUGGUACAGAACACGAUUUAAAUACCAUUUUUCAGAUUAAGCAAAGUUUGAAAAUAACGCUUACUUUAGAAUAACCCAGUGAAUAACUGUCGUUUUGGUUUUAUAUCAUAUGUUCAGUGUUUAGUUUAAACCUAUGAUGUCGCAUGUUUAAAUUUUUUCUUUAUAAAUAUUGAUCAAAGAAUUAAAAAGAAUAUAAUAAAA
This is a messenger RNA of Diorhabda sublineata, 5239 nucleotides long. RefSeq names its product E3 ubiquitin-protein ligase KCMF1-like. The coding region runs from base 264 to 1544 and encodes 426 amino acids. Gene Ontology annotation, molecular function: zinc ion binding. The transcript is spliced from 7 exons. Lineage: Eukaryota; Metazoa; Arthropoda; Insecta; Coleoptera; Chrysomelidae. The record is from RefSeq and is a predicted model, not a curated record. Gene Ontology annotation, biological process: synaptic signaling. Gene Ontology annotation, cellular component: plasma membrane.